Rotaria sp. Silwood1 is the source of this 4929-nucleotide messenger RNA. The record is from the annotation of a GenBank genome assembly. NCBI's taxonomy places the organism in Eukaryota, Metazoa, Rotifera, Eurotatoria, Philodinida, Philodinidae.
AUGGAUCUUCAAUAUACUGGUGGUGAUAUACCUUGGUCACUUUCAUAUGGUGAACAUUAUAAUUCAUCAAAUUCACAAGCAACUAGUAAUGAAUUAAAAACUAUUGCUCAUCGAUAUGAUUUUCAAACAUUAUAUGAACAACAGACAACUUCUAAUAAUAAUCCAAAAUGUACAAAUGCAAGUGUAUUUUUUACUAAUAAAACAAUUGAUUCAGAUUCAACUGAAAUUCAUCAAACAGAUGUUCAUGAUGAUCAUAAUCAUACAUUCUGUUAUUUAUGUUCAAUAAAUGAACAUCAACAUGAACGAACUAAACCUCGUAAUGAAUCUAAAAUACGUAAACUUAUUCCAUAUAAAAAUCCAAAAGCUCGUUUAUCAUCAUCAUCAUUAGAUCAAAUAAAACAAAAUUCUUCAUCAUUAUCAGAUUUAAUAUCUUAUCGAUUUAUUGUACGAACUGGUAAACAAAAAAAUAGUGGUACAAAAGCUCAAGUAUUUUUAUAUUUGUAUGGUACUGAAAAGAAUUGGACAUCAAUUCAUUUACAAGGACAUAAUAAUAAAAAUUUAUCAACAUCUACAGAUGGUUUUCCAAGUGGUUCUAUUCGAACAUUUUGUUUUAAAGGUCCAAAUAUUGGUCAAUUACAUCAUUUAAAUGUUAAUCUUGUUGGUUCUCGUUCAGAUAAAGAAUGGUUUUUAAAAGAAAUUGAAAUAACUAAUUUAAAUAAUACAAUAACAUGGUUAUGUGAAUUUAAUUGUUGGUUACCUAAAACUAAUCAACAACAAAUAAAUGAAAUAAAAUCAAAUGUUUAUCAACAAACUAAAUUAUCAUUAUCAAUUUAUAUUUUACAAAUUCGUACAGGUGAAAAAUCUAUUACAGAUACUAAUAUAAAUAUUCAUAUUAAAAUUUAUGGAACAAUAAAUCAAACAUCUCAAUUAAUAUUAACAAAUAAUCGAAUUAGUAAUUUAUUUGAAAAAAAUCAAUUAGAUACAUUUGUAAUUAUUGGUUUUGAUCUUGGAAAUUUAUUAGAAAUUAUUGUUGAAUUAAAUAAAAAUCAAUUAGAAAUCGAUUGGUUUAUCAAAGAUAUAAUAAUAUGGAAAAUACUACCAAAUGAUGAUCAAAAACAAAUUCAUAUUUAUUUUCCAUUUAAUAUUUGUCUUAAUAAAAAAUUAAAUAAAUUUAAAUCAAAUAAAGAAUUAUAUCCAUUAACAGAUCAUCAUAUAAAAGGUCCAAUAUGUUAUCAAGUAAUUAUUAAAACUGGAAAUGUAAUAAAUGUUGGAAUUGAUAUUAAUGUUUGUUUGAUUAUCUAUGGAAAAAGUGGUCGUACAGUUAUUCAUCAACUUAAUAAGAGAUUUAAAAAUGAUUUUGAACAAAAUACAAUAUCAGAAUUUACUAUUAUGGAUAUUGAUAUAGGUAAAAUAGAUCGUAUUAAAAUUUGGUAUGAUAAUUCUAAUUUUAAUUCAGCUUGGUUUCUUGAAUCAAUAAUAAUUUAUAAAAAAUAUUCAACAUGUUAUACAAUAUCUAAUAUAUAUAUUCAACGUCUUAAACAAAUAAGUAAUAUUUUAUAUCAUCAAUUUUAUGAACAUAUGAAUAAAAAUUCAUUUAUACAUAAAACAUUUUUAAAAAAUGAAAAUGAACAUAUUUCAAUUGAUCAACAAAAUUUAAAUCAUAAUAAUAUUAAUGAUCAUUUAGGAAAUAAUCGAAGUAUUUUACGUAGUCCAACAAUAUAUGAUAAAAUUAAUUUACGAAAAAAAGUUACAUGGGAUGAACAAAGUAUUGGUUCAGUUGAUGAUUUAUUUUCAAUUGAUUCACAACAUAUAAAACUAAUACAAACAAUAGAUGAACAAAAAUAUAAUAAAAAUAAUUUAAUUGAUUAUGAAAAAAAUUAUAUUGAUCAUAAAAUUUAUUGGAUAUCAUCACAUAAUUAUAUUGAUAAUAAAUGGAAAAUAAAAUCAAUUGAAGAAAUAAAUUCAUUUGAUUUUGAUUCAUCAAUACGUUCAUUAUUACUUUCAGAUCGUUCAAUAAUCAAUAAUAAUAAUAAUAUUACAUCAUCUACAAAUGAACAUCAUGAUGAAAUUUAUGAAUUUCAAGCUAAUUGUUGGUUAGCAAAAGAUAAACAAAAUGGAAAACUUGAAAUUUAUCUAACACCAAAAUUAAUUGAAAAAUCAUCAUUAUUAUCUAAUGUAAAUAUUGAUUCGAAAAAGAAACAUAUUAUUCAAUCUGAUAUUUCAUUUAAAAAUUAUGAUAAUGAAGAUAAGAAACAAGAAAUAAAAUAUUCAUCUCCCUAUGAUCUCAAAUCAAUUGAAAAAAAAUCUUCAAAAAAUUCAAGUUUACAUAAUCUUCGAUUAUCAUCAAAAAUACAACAAUUUUCUAAUUCACAUUCAUUACAAGAAAAUAUUAAUUUAUCUUCUCAUCCAAAUACAACAUUAAAAACAUCUAAUGAAUCACUAAGAAUUAAAUCAUCAAUUGAUAAAUUUCCUCAAUCAUCAUUAUUAACUCAACAUUUAAAAUCAUCAAGUAAUAUGAAUGAUUUAACAAAUCCAUUAAGUAGUGAACAAGAAUUAUUAGCUAGAAUAACAUCGAAUGAACCAUCACAUCGUCCACGAUCAACAAUUUCAUCUUUAGCAUCACUUAGUCAACGUUCUAAAUCACCUUUCAAUACUAAUGAUCGUACUGCUUCAAUAACUAAUGAACAAUCAUUAUCAAUGAAAAUUUCAAAUCAACUAUCUAAUCAUUCUCGAUCAUCAAAUGAAAAUAUAAAAUCAUCACAUAAUAAACAACAUUUAACUCAACCAUCGUCCAAUGCUCAGAACUCAUUAUCUAGAAUUCCACAUGAACAAUCAAAUUAUUCUCGAUCAACACCUAUUUCACUAUCAUCGUCGAGUCAAAGUAUAAAAUCACUACACGACGGAAAUAAUGAUUUCCUUAGUUCAAUGUCUAAUGAACCUGAAUUAUUAAGACAAAUUACAGAUGAAUUACCAAUUACUUCAUUGUCACCAUUAACUUCACGUAUAAAAUCAACUCGUAACACUACUAAUCCACUAAUCAAUAAACGAGAAACAUUACUCAAUAUUCCAAUUGAACCAUCCGUCAAUCCUCGAUUAACAGUUUCCUCAUUACGGUCAUCUAAUCAUCUUUCGAAAUCAUCUCAAUCAAAUAAUAAAUCUAUUAACUCAUUAACAAAAACAUCUAUUGAAUCAACAUUAGGAUCUAAAUCUGCCAUGCAUUCUAACCCUGACAUUUCUUCAAAAAAAUCUAUACAUAGUAAUAACAUCAUAUUUAUACGUUUAACAAUUGCUUUUAAUCAAUGUGAUUUAUCAAGUGCUAUUAACUUACAAUGGGCAACAUAUAGACAUUCAUUAAUUUUACGUGUUCAACCUAUACGUUUAUCUGAAAAUGUUUAUACAAAAAAUAUGACUAUUAUUAGAAAAGUUCUUGUACGUGAAAUUAUUAAAAUGUCAAAAAUUAAUUAUUAUAAAAAUCAUCAAAUAGUUAAAAUAGAUGAUAUUAUUAUAAUAAAAAUCAAUGAUAAUGAUAAUGAAUAUCUUGAUGAUAUAUGUUGGCAUUUACUUCGUCUAUCAACUAUGGAUAUUAUCCUUUUUCUUAAUGAAACUAAUACUAAUGAAUUUGAUUUAGAUUAUCCACCAAUUGAAUCAACAUUUCGUAUACGACAACAUAUUGAUACAGUUCUCAAUUAUGAGACAUAUCCACCCAAAGUUCUAAUAAAAACUCGUCUAGAUAAAGCAAUUUUAUCAAAAGAUUAUUUUCUUCAAUGCAAUUCACGUGGUAAUCCAUUACCUCGUUUAUUAUGGAGUAAAAAAAAUGAUAAAAACGAUACAUUAGAAUAUUAUCCAUUAUCUAAACAAUGUAAAACAUCAUGUCGAAUUUAUUCUAUACAACAUAAAUAUCAAUCAAUUUUAUAUUUUCGACCAUUAAUACUUGAUGAUAUUGGAAUUUAUAUUUGUCAUGCAGAAAAUCCAAUGAAUCGUACAACAACUAGUGUUUAUUUAAAUAUCGAUGAUGAUCAUCAUUAUCAAUCGAAUAUAAAUUUAACAUGUUCUAGUUUAAAAUAUUGUCAUGAUCGAGGACAAUGUAUUAUUAUUAAUAAUCAAAUAAAAUGUGUUUGUGACAAUCGAUAUUUUGGUGAACAAUGUGAAACAAGUUAUGAUGAUAUUAUAAAAAAACAAGAUUCUGCUAUUCUUUUAUUUCAAUCUCGAUUUUUGGCUGGUUGUAUUCUUUUUUCAAUUGGAUUUGUACUUUUAUUAAUUGCAAUUAUAUCUUGGUUUCUUGCAAGAAAUAAUAGACAACAACAACAAAAAUUGAGAAAAAAAUUAUUAGCAAAAAAAUCAACUGAAAAACCACUUAUUAUACCUCCUAAAGAAACGAAUCCUUCAACGGAAAUUAAUGGUACCAUUCCAUCAUCUACUCCAAUUGAGCAAAUAAAUAAACUUCCUAGUCGUACUCCUCCUCCUCAAGCUAGUACUCACAUUAGCCGUUUACCCAUAUUAGAAAAAAAACCAUUAAUACGUCCUUUUAUUCGACAGCCAAAUAUGCCAACAGCAUUAACAAGAGAAUCAUCGAUUGCAACAGAUGAUGAUGAUGAUGAUGAUGGUGAUGGAAUAAACAGUUUUCUACGUCAUUAUCAAACAUUACCACCUGUACCAACAAAAAUAGAUGAAGAAUAUGAAGAACGUUUUUCUUUAAAAAUGAAUAAAUCUGAAGAACUUGGUCUUGGUUAUUUAACAAAUGGAACAAAUAAUAAUGAACAUAUAUUUUCACAUAGUUAUGUUGAUUAUUAUCAACCAAAUAAUCAAACAGGUUUAAUUAAACCAUUAAAUAUACGAAAAGAUCAACCACAACGUUAUACAAAAUAUGUUUCAUCAUAUAGUAAAUUUGUUUUACCUCGACCAGUCAAAUUAUCAUCAAUAGAAUAUUAA